Molecule: messenger RNA, 2100 nt
Organism: Bradysia coprophila
Lineage: Eukaryota; Metazoa; Arthropoda; Insecta; Diptera; Sciaridae
Source: RefSeq, a predicted model, not a curated record
UCUUUCUUCAGCUAUUCAGUCAGGUGCAUGGUUUCACUGCGAUUACACGGAAUGUUAACAUAGUUUUUUUUUCUUUUGCGUGUGAUUCCGCUUAUGUUGCGUUACAAGAAAUGAGUUAAUGUGACAAUAAUUGUGAUAUGAAAUGAUAAUUUGAAUAUAACGAACAGAACGCAGUUGUGAAAUUUAAAAUUUGUAGAGAAAAAAGUUAAUUUGUUCCUUGGAACAGACAAAACGGGAAUCAAAGUGGACAAUUUUGCAAAAUGAUAUGCAGGACAUUCAUGACGAUAAGAUACAUAGUUAUCUUCAGCUAUGCUAUACAAAUAUGUGUGUCGGAAUCGCAUUCGCCGCUAGUGUUCACAAACUGGCCACCAACAAAAGCACCAUCAUUUCGCCAUCAAAUUAUGAUGGCAUUAAGGCCUAUGAUGAGACAACCAUCAGCAGAUUUUUUGUAUAAACGAGCACCGCAACUAUUGCCCCAACCACAACGACUAGUCCGACCAAUGAAACUGGCAGUAGCAGUAAACACACCGUAUUUCUUGAAAAAUCAUUUGAAUUCGGCAUAUAAACGUCCCACACCAGCACCCUUAGCAUCAAGCUCUUUAACUUCGAGCCAGACCUUUCAAAGCUCUCCGCCAGGACCUAACACUGGAGAAUAUGUUUUCGAAAAUCCGUUCUCUAAUAAUUUAUUGCAGACAACCUCAAAAUCACCAGCGUUUCAGGGUGGCAGUACCAUAAGAUUAAAUGCAGACAGAUUCAAUCCCAUUCAUACAAUACCAGCACCGAAUCUUUCUCAACUCGAAACGUUUCCUGCCUGGCAAACCAAAUCUGAACAAGAGUACUUUGAAAAACCAUAUCCCGUAUUCUUACCACAAAGGCCGAACGAUAUUCAUCAAUACCAAGUGACUGAAGAGACAAAUGACCACACGAUAAAUAACCUUAUUUCGGGAACUCGAAAACUGUAUGCCCCAGAUCCAGACCCUUCUCUUCCUGCAAUCAAAAUCAAACCAUCUACAGAUCCGUUUAGUCAACCAAGCAAUACAAACUUCCAAACAUUAAAUCUAUUCGGAACUCUCCCACCCUCUGCUCUGAUACAAUCACCAUCCACAUCAAUACAAUUCGAUUCAUCUAAUUCUCCUCUUCAGCAAAAGUUUUUGCAACAACAAUCAAUUGUACAGGGUAUGCCUUUGUCAGUGUACAAUCCGACAUACCUCGUUACUCAGUCCAAUCAAUUACUGGACCAGCAUAAACGACACUUAUUUCAACCUGCACCUAAGGACAAAUCGAACAUAGCCGCUGCUUCUAACUUGAGUCCAAUACAAAGCGUUGCUAGCCCUGGUCAAAUAAUGACUGCAGCCAAAGAUAAAAUUGGUGAUGUUAACAGCUAUGAAUCUUUACCAUCGAAUCCAUCCCCAUUAAUACGAGAAAAUAACUCGGUUGCUUCCUCUGUAUCAGACAGUACAACGUUGACUGAAAAGGAAGUUAGUGACUUAAUCAACUUUGGUAAACUGUACAACAAUUUGGAUCAGAAUAGUUUCAUUGCGUCAAGUUACUACGACAGUUUUCCGGAUCCGCAAACGGACUUUGAUAUAACACAACACCAACGAGACAAUGACGAAAUUUUAAGACAGGCCAAUGAAGAUAUUGCUGCGAGAAAAGCGUCCGUAACGAUCGGUUCAACAACCGGGUCAGCUUUACAAGAACAUCAGCAACAUCUGGAUGAACAGUUCGAAAACGUUCCUUUGAGGAUCAUUGUCCCAGAGCCUACAAACGAGCAAACUGAGACAAACGUGAAUGAAGUCAAACGAUUCGACAACUUUUCAAACGAAUCUAACACAGAAGUAGAUUCGUAUUCAGAUAUUGAUAAUCGAGUGACUAUGUCAGAAGUAAAGAGCGAACACGGUUCAGCGGAGAUAGUGAAUGACGAGAAAGCUGAGAACGUAAGCUCGUAUGACUAUUACUCGAACGAUUCAACGGAAGACAUGGUGCAUUCUUCUUAGUUGAUAUUUUGGGCGGCGUAGUGUGGGUAGUGGUAUGGUUGUUCAUUAAUUUAUAUGUUUUUAUUUAUUUAUUUAUUUUGUUGAAUAUAAAAUUAUAAGAAAA